AUGGCCGCCUCUGUAGCCGCCACAGCAUCUGCUGCCCCCACCCCCGCCCUAGUCACAGCCGCGCUAGCCGCCUUUCGACGUCACACACACGCACACGCCUCGCCGCGCCGUCCCUUCUCCUCAUUCCCUUCUCCUUCCGCGGCUGCCACGGCCACCGCGCCCCGUUCCGCCUGCGCACCAGCCGCGCUCGCCGCAGUCCCGCUCGCGCUCUCCCGCGCCUCCGCCACCAGCGCUGCGUACCCAUCCGCCACACCCGCGUCGCUCCGCGCAUUCCGCACCCCGUCGCUGAUCAGCGCGCCGCGAGGUUCCGCCCGUCGCGCCGCAGUCGUCGCCAUGUCGUCAUCGGCCGCUGACGCGAGUGGCGUCUCGCCCACUGCCGGCGGCGGAGCGGAGGCUCCCCCGGAGGGGUAUCGCGCGAACGUGGGGGUGUGCGUGGUGAACGCGGCGAACGAGGUGUUCGUGGCGUCGCGACUGGACAUGCCUGGCGCGUGGCAAAUGCCGCAGGGCGGCAUUGAUGCGGGGGAGGACAUCCGCAGCGCCGCCCUGCGCGAGCUGCGCGAGGAGACUGGCAUCUCGUCCGCCCUGCUGCUCGCGGAGACGCCUGAGUGGCUGUGCUACGACUUCCCUCCCGCUGUGCGCCAGAAGCUUGCCGUGCAGUGGGGCCGCGAGUGGAAGGGACAGGCUCAGAAAUGGUUCCUGUUCCGCUUUGUGGGGGAGGAGAGUGAGAUCAAUCUGGAGGGGCAGGGAGGCGAGCCGCCAGAGUUCUCCGAGUACAAGUGGCUGCCGCCUGCUGACGUGGUGGCUGCGGCGGUGGAAUUUAAACGACCUGUUUAUGAAGCUGCCAUGCCAGUCAACGCAAGUCAAGAAGCGUCGCCGGGCGCGGGGAAGACGGGGAGCGACCAGCGGCAAGAGGCAUCAGGACCCGCCGGUACCGGUGCGUCCGAGUCUGGCGGAUCUGAAGCCCGCUCCGAUGGCGCAGGGGGUUCUGGGGGAGCCGGGGGAGCGGGGGGAGCAGGGGGAGCAGGGGGAGCAGGCGGAGAAGCGGGAGGAGAAACUGGAUCUGGGGAGCAAGCAAGCGGGGGGGCGACGGAGGGCAGUGAUGGGCGAGCGAAGGUGGUGUGGCCGUUGGAUCGGGCUCGGCAGUUGGUCAAGCGCGUGGUGGGGUUCGUGACUUCGCGCGUGUCGUGGCUGGCGCGAUCUGGUCCUUUCGAAAGGGUGAAGAAGGCGGUGCUAUUUCUGCGCGAGGAGCUCACCACGCCGCCCGCCAAACGCCUGGCCGCCAAGCGCAAGGCGGAAGCAGAGGCCAUGGCGGCCGCCGCCAAGGCGUUUGAGCCGUCAGAUCGCGUGGAUCUGACGGUGGUGAAGAGGAAGGUGCCGUGGUGGCGAGCGCGCAUUGAGAGUGUGCUGAAUAAGGUGAGGGGCCACUGGGUGGUGCAGCGGGUAUACGGCGUGCAGCACCACCCCAUCGUCACCAAGAGCAAGGAGGUGGUGGAUGACAUGAAGGACCGGUGGGAGACGAGUGACAGCCCUGUCGUGCACCGCAUUCAAGAUUUGAACGAUUCCAUCUUUGGGGAGACAGCCACAGCCAUGGCUGUGAAGGAAAUCAGGCGCAGAGACCCCGACUUCUCUCUCCCGGACUUCAUUCACGAGGUACAGGAGGACGUGCUGCCUGUGCUCAACGCCUACAUGCAUGGCGACCUAGCAGCACUCAAGGCGCGGUGUCGCAAGGAGGUGGUGGAGCGCUGCCGGGCUGAGCGCUCUGCCAUGCUCGCACAGGGCCUGCACGCCCACCACCGGAUCCUGCACCACUCAGAUGUGGAGGUGCGGGAGGUGAAGCUGGUGGGCAACGACCCCGUCAUUAUCCUCCAUUUUACAUCACAACAGAUCUUCUGCUUAAUGGACAAACAGGGGAAGGUGCACGAAGGGGGCAAGGACAACAUAAUGACCAUGUUCCAUGCGUGGGCCAUGCAGCAGGCAUCAUUGGAGGAUCUUGCAGAAGAUCCCAGUGAGCCCAAGUGGCGCUUGAGAGAGAUGCAGCAGAUGGGCAUGCAAGCACUCAUUUAA
Molecule: messenger RNA, 2064 nt
Organism: Closterium sp. NIES-65
Lineage: Eukaryota; Viridiplantae; Streptophyta; Zygnematophyceae; Desmidiales; Closteriaceae
Source: the annotation of a GenBank genome assembly